AUGUUCGGACCGUUGGAUCGAGCUGAAACUCACAUGUCAGACUUGAUUAGACGUCGUAGGGCGGUGACGACUACACCGAGUUCGGAGCCCCCGGCUCAGCCGGUAUCAGCUGCCACUGCUCCAGCUCUGAUGGAGCAGGACCACGUGCUAGCUGGUCCUGGGGGAUCCCAGGCGCCUGCAUCAUCAUCUUCUUCGGUGGCGACACCGGCCCGCUACCACCACCGACGCCACAUCGACCGACGGAACACCCGAGGGCCAUGUCGGCAGCUGAAGACGGCGAAGGUCACCCGCGUGACCAACAGUCGUAUCAGCAUCGAAUAUGACGAGCGCCAUUGGGCUGCACCGACGGCGGACUUGCAUAGCUCCUUGGCCCACGACAUUGGCCACGUCAUUCGGACCCAUUGCCCGAUGCAAUGGAAGUCUUGGAAGGUCAUUCCUGAGGAGAUCAAGAUGCAAGUUCGCGGCCAGUUGUCGACGAACUACCACUUAGAAGACCUCAACGAGGAGACCUUGGCGUACGUCAACAGACUCUUCGGUGAGAGGUACAAGCAGUGGAAGAACGACUUGCACCACCAUUUUCAGGCGUUUGAUGAUCCGCAAGUCGCUCUUCAUGAGGGUUGCCCGAAGGAGCUUGAAGGGCGGGAGGAUAGUUGGGCGUGGCUCUGCGCUCAUUUUCAGGCGCCCGAUUAUGUUAAUAAAGCCCAAGUGAAUAAGGGCAAUAGGAAGAAGAAGACUCUUCUCCACCAUUCCGGCUCCAGGCCCUUCUCAUAUAGGAUGGAUGCACGGCGUCGGUAA
Messenger RNA from Prunus armeniaca (apricot), 795 nucleotides. Lineage: Eukaryota; Viridiplantae; Streptophyta; Magnoliopsida; Rosales; Rosaceae. The record is from the annotation of a GenBank genome assembly.